This is a messenger RNA of Botrytis deweyae, 1335 nucleotides long. RefSeq lists its product as uncharacterized. NCBI's taxonomy places the organism in Eukaryota, Fungi, Ascomycota, Leotiomycetes, Helotiales, Sclerotiniaceae. Bases 1 to 1335 code for a protein of 444 amino acids. The transcript has 5 exons. The record is from RefSeq and is a predicted model, not a curated record.
AUGUCGAACGAUCCCAGUUCCUCCGAUCCAGUAAAUCCCCCGACAGUACCUCAACGCUCGGCAGCAAUCGUCAAUGCAGAUGGGCGUUGGGCACUUUAUCAUGAGACAAUAUACUCUCCGGAUACCCCUGAAACGUCAUAUUAUGUGUUAGAACUUUGGACUGGUGUAACAACCAAGCUGCCAAAGCAGUACAUUACUCAGAGGGUUGGACUCAGAAGAUUUGUGGCAAUUGCAGUCUCAGGUAUUGGUGCUGGAACAACCUCAGCACACUCGAGUGUUAGUGAAGUCGAUGUUCUAGGAUAUUCCUCAAGGCCAGGUGGUCGAAUACUGCGGUGCCUUGUGUUCAGGCUUCAAAGGGAACCUCCGUCCAUCAAUAUUUUGUAUAUGAGUGGUGAUCUUCUUGAGAAAUUUCACCUUCGAUAUGUUCCCUUUCCAACCCGGGUGUCAAUGGGACCAAAAAAUUUCGAUAUAUCUAAAGCGGGACUAGCUCUUGUCGCUCAAACCGAAGAACAGUCUCAGGCUCAACAUGAUGGCAUAUUUGAUGUCUACUUUAUUCCUUUUGAUCAGUUACCGACACCGAGAAAGUUGGAGGAACUUAUUCCUAUAAAAAUACGAACUACCGGAAUAACUGGUAGCGCCUCUGUACCAGUUCUCAAUCCUGGUAGUUUCUCCUGGCUCGCAUUUCUGAAGCGGAAUGAUAAUUCCACAGAAAGGGGCGAAACAUUCAUUUUCAGAGCUAGAAUCAAAAAAAAUCGCGCCGACCAUCCCUUCCACAGUGUGUAUCAAGUACAGCCGAAGAGAGCUUUGCCCAACGGAAGUACCGAUCUCUUAAUAUACAACGCUGAAACCGGGGAGCGAUCAAUGGUUCAGCGCGCCUCCAUUGGUGAAGUAAUGACGGAGCAGAAUCAGGACGAUGGUAAUGAGAUUGGGGGUAAUUUUGAGGAUCUCACCGAAGAUGGGAUUAUCGAGGAUGGAAUUAUUGAGGAUAGAGAGGGGAUUAUUAAUGAAGGCAAUGGUCCCGAGGAUGGAAUUGUUGAGAAUAGAGAGGAUUCUGGCAAUGAGAGUAACGAUAUUGAGGAUAGAGAGGAGGUUAUUAAUGAAAAUAAAGAGGAGGUUGUUAAUAUGAGUAACGAUAUUGAAGAUAGAGAGGAGGUCAUUAAUGAAAGUAAUAGUCCCGAGGAUGGAAUUAUCGAGAAUAGAGAGGAGUUUGGCGAUGAGAGUGAGGAUGAGAGUGAGGAUGAUCCUCUCGAACCUCCUUUUCCAGUUCUAGAGAACAGAGGGGGGCAAUGGUUAGAGGAGAGACGAAGACGUGGACUUGCAGAACUUUCAUUAUGA